CAACAACAUACCCCUUUCCCACAUACAUUUUCGAUUUAGACAAAACUAAUUUGUCCGACUCAAAGAACAUGCGAAAACCGUGUUUGUUCAGCAACGACCUGAAAAAUAAAUUCUUACGCACUUCUAGAACAAACAACACUUGGUUUAGAGAUAGUUCCUUGCCCGAGGUCAUCUUGAGGACCACCUUGCCUAUUCCUUCCACAGCGGAAUGGGCUGAAUUUCCCAUCCAUAUCUUCUCUCCAUUUGAGUCCUCAAAGGUAGUGAAUAGCUCCUGGUUUGAGCAAAUGUGUUGGGUAGCUCCGGUGUCCUCAAACCAUUCCUUGGAGUUUGAGCAAACUAGGUUGACCUCGGUCACCACAGCGGAGAAGAUUAUUUCCUCCUCCUCUUUAAUUACCACCUCACACCACGUUGACUUGAGAGUCUUUCUUAUUCUUUGGUGCUUUGCAAUCUGAGGACUUCUGUUCAUUUUUGUUGCAAUUGAAGCAUUUUCCAUUAAACUUGGGUUUGGAAACGCCUCCCUUGGGACAGAGCUUGUUCUUCCCAUUGUUCUGGGAUUUGGAGCCUUUAGCAUGCUCCACCACAUUGGCCUUGGCACCACUAACGAUUGGAAGUUUUCCAUCGUUCUUGGUGAUUGUCCUCUUCAAUCUGGAGACGUAGGAUCAAUUGCUCCAAGUUCAUCUCCUUACGCGUGUGCUUAAGGUAGUUCUUGAAGUCCUUCAAUGUCGGCGGCAAUAGGUGGAUGAUUGACGCCACUUGGAAAGAUUCACUAAUCGUCAUCCCCUCAUCUUGAAUCUCAUUGAAGAUCAUUUGAAUCUCCUCAACUUGACUCAAAACCGUCUUUGAAUCCACCACUUUAAAGUCAAGGAAAUGACCAACAACAAAUUUCUUUGCGCCGGCAUCCUCGCUUUUGUACUUGUGGUCUAAAGCGUUCCAUAGCUCCUUAGUUGUGGCUAGCUUGCUAUCGACAUCAUACAGAGCAUCUUGCACCCCGUUCAACACAUAAUUUCAGUAAAGGAGGUCUGAAUGCUUCCACGCCUCAACCGCAUUGACAAAUUGCGCAUCCAUCUGUUGUUCUUUUAAAACCGACACAUCCUCGGUCAAGAACCUUGCAAAACUGAGGGUGGUAAGAUAGAAGAGCAUCUUUUGCUCCCACCUCUUAAAGUUUAACCCAUUGAACUUUUGGGUUUCUCCACAGAGUUACUUGGCACUGUAACCAUAGGGAUUGCCUCUUGGUUGGCCAAAGCAGAUGUUCCGCAUUGUGAACCAGUGUGCACCGGAACCCCGCUUUCAGAGUGAGUUUCAUUUUGUCCAACAAGAACAUUUUGGUUAUCAUGAGAUGCCAUUUUCCUUCCUUUCUCUUUUUGAAAAAACACACUGAAUUAGUUUUAAGAUUGUAACCAUAGAGAAACAAUCUUCAUUAAAACUAAACAAAAACACUGAGUUAGUUUUUAAGUUUGUUUCUGUAGUGAAACAACUUUCGUAAAAUGAAUUAGUUUUAAGAUUGUAGGGAGAAUAGUGUUUUUCUUUCGUUCUUUUAAUUUCCGAAAUUAAGAAAUUAACAAAUUGGCCGAAGGAACUAGACAAAGAACUGGCACGGGUUCAGUCAAAGCCUGUGCACCGCACACUAUCCUUAAAACUAAUUCACUGCCUUCCACGGUGCUAGGAGCGUUGCAGUGUCAGUUUCCCGGGAUAUGAUGACUAACGAACAACCGUAUCGAGCACUCAAUAGGUUUUUCUGGUGAACUGGAACAAAGGGUAGAACUCAGUGAGUUUUAUCGGAAGUUUGACAGAGUUUUUCUCUCAAGACUAUGCAAAUUGCAAACGAGUAUUUUGUGUGCUCAAAUCGUGUGUUCUCUCUUGUUGUUUUGUCACUUCUAUCACACCCUCAAUUCAAAAUCUACUGCCAAGCAUUUAUAGGGGAGGAGGAGUCUUUGUAUUAAAUAUGCAUUCAACACCACACUUAUUGUGUGAAACCACCCAUUAAACACACACUUAUUGUGUUGUAAUGGGUUUGAACGUUUCAGGCCAUUAACCAUGUAAUUAAACCAUAUUUUAAUCACAUUUUCCAGUUUCUAACCAUUAGGAAACGUUUGAAACUCUAGCAGUUCAAGGAGAGGUUAGAACGACCAUUAUCUGACGAUAGAGUUCUACGUUUAGUUCUACCUUCAGAAAUUUCCAACUUCUCCAUCUCAACAAGUGAACUUCAAAAAUCAAUUUCUCAUUCACCCAUUAUCCAUUUUGAGUGUACCACAUAUCGAAUUGAACCCCUUACAAAAGGAGAAUUUGAAACCACUUUGACCUGACCCAGAUCAGAAGUGGGCCCUACUCAAAAUAUUGCCCGAAAAUAGCCAUUUAAUGCAAUUUUUUCAAGAGGAGGAGGUGAAACUUAGAGAAGUAGUGAUUUGUCCAGAGGACUCCCUAGAAUCCCAUAAAGAAACUCCAAACGAUUUGCAGAAAGCUUCAGAACUAAAGGAGCUAAAAGAAUAUUUCCGACUAUUUGUCACAAACUUAAUUCCCUUCUAGUGAGAGAGGGUCUGCCUUCUCUCUGAACCCGCCACCCACAACUGGAAAUGUCAACACUCAAUCCCACCGGCAACCAUGAACCAAAAUCUUCCUACGCUGCAGUUCUAUCCACCAGCCGUCCCCCGCCUAAAACCACCACACUAUCCCAUGAGCAACCUCUAAACGUCGCGCCCACCGGUCCCAACUCCGACCAACCACCACUGCACCUAGUCUUCAAGAAACCGACCACCCUCAAGGGUUUACCGACAGUCUCCUUUUCACAAGAGGAAGUCAAUGCACUCUCAAGCAAACUCACCUUCUCCUUAAUGGGAUCCUUCCUUUAUGGAAUCCCAAAGCUUGCUACUACUAGGAUUGCCUUCCAGAAGUUCGGUUUCAAGGGAAGCUUCACCAUUGGCCACCUUGCUCACCGCCAUGUUCUCAUAAGGUUCGAAUGAGAAGAAGACUUCCUACGCUGCUGGCUGAGGCAAAGCUGGAUGAUUUCCGGACUUGAAAUGAGAAUCACAAAAUGGACUACAUCAUUCCUACCAGGUAAGGAAUCCUCUAUCACCCCUGUUUGGAUCUAUUUUUUAGGUCUCCCUGUCCACCUACAUGAUCGAGCUGCUAUGCUCUCUAUUGCAAAUAUCAUCGGGCGACCCCUCCUUGUGGACAAACAGACAGCCACUCUUUCUAGGCCAUCGCUAGCAAGAGUGUGUGUAGAAUUGGAUGUCAAUGCCGAACGAAUCCACACCAUCUGGAUUCAGCAAGGCAAAUGAGGUUUUUCUCAAGAGGUCUCUUAUGAAGACACUCCCUUCUACUGUAUUUCCGGCAACACGCUGGGACACUCCAACUGUAACAAAGGAAAGGAAAAGGCUUCCUCUUCCGAGGACAUGGCCACCAAGGCACAACAUCCUAACCUCCCUCCUAAAACCAAACUCUCAAAAAACCCUUCCACAAUUCCUAACACAGAAAGAACCCC
This is a messenger RNA of Cuscuta europaea, 3478 nucleotides long. Lineage: Eukaryota; Viridiplantae; Streptophyta; Magnoliopsida; Solanales; Convolvulaceae. The record is from the annotation of a GenBank genome assembly.